Messenger RNA from Homarus americanus (American lobster), 3215 nucleotides. Its product is annotated as leucine-rich repeat protein soc-2 homolog. The record is from RefSeq and is a predicted model, not a curated record. Gene Ontology annotation, cellular component: extracellular matrix. The coding region runs from base 2313 to 2810 and encodes 165 amino acids. NCBI's taxonomy places the organism in Eukaryota, Metazoa, Arthropoda, Malacostraca, Decapoda, Nephropidae. Gene Ontology annotation, molecular function: protein binding. The transcript has 4 exons.
AUUGUUUACACGUCAUGGAUCUUAAUCUGGGUUCACUCUUAUCGAAGAGCAGAGAAAAAACAUUACAGAAUACCGUAAUAAAAAAACGUUGAUGAUACACAGUAAACAGGGGGGAGGGUGCGGCACCUCUACUCAUUUGGUGGGUAACUCUUCAUGUUGAUUAUGUCAACAGGAAGUACUCAUAUGUACAAAAUUAAGUAUUGGAUAUUAUUGGCUGACAUUCAGAUUAAUUUGUGAGUAUUGUUGUCUGACAAUUGACAUUUUGUAGUAAACGUGACCAGAGCAGUAGCAGUAAUAUCAUUGUAGAUAGAUAGAUAGAUAUACGUAUAUUCCGUUAAAGUCGUCAUGCGUAAGUAGCUCUCCCAGGCAACAAACCCGAGUUCAGCUGACAAAGAGAGGCAGUAGAUAUGUCACAAAAGAUUCCGGUACUUAUGUUUAGUUCGGUACAGGUAAGAUCCAGUACUCAGGGCGGGGGGGUAUAAGAGUAGGAAGAUAUGAAUCACUUUUAACGGAGUUGUGGGCUACUGCAAGGCUAUGAAGUUCACCUGCGAGUUAUUAUUUGUUUCCUUGCUGUUAUACGCCGAUAUUUCAGUAUUGUACGAGACAGGAAUUCACUUAAUGGUUGCAAAAUUAUGUCCGCAAAUUGUAGCUAUAAAUUGUGUUGUGAAAUGAGGAACACUAUUCAUCUAGUGGUGGAUUUGUUUUGUCUUUGCCUUGAAGAGAACUACUGUACGUUGUGAAUUACUGGAACAGUCAUGGCCGCCUGAUCGCAAGUAACAUCAAACAAAAGAAAAUGUUUACAAAAUUAUGCAAUCCCUGAUCAAGGUUGCCUCGAUAAGCACAGCUGGUCACUUCACCUUGAUAACCACUGGAAAGUAGUCAUGUUAUUGAAGGGAAGUUGAACUUAAUGUUACAAGACGAAAUACAGGUGGAAUUACACAAGCAGUGUGAGGGUGGUAGACUGCCAGUACAAGUGACCAGUCACAACAAGGCAGCAACAACACGCACACAUACAUCGUUAUUAUGAGAACAAGUGGUGGCUCAGUCAGGUUAUUAUCAUGUGUGUAACAUUAAAGACGUUCAGUAAUAUAUUGAACGUGUUUUCUCCAAUAGAUUGAAUGAGCGAGUCAAGUUCACCAUGCCAUUUUGUGGCAUAGUAAUUAGUGAUGUAGCAAAUUAAAACUGCUUCGAAACUUAACUCCUACCGUGCAGUAAAUAAUCGCCCAGUAGGGAGAUUAACGCGCCACACCAACUCGAUACAGUACAGUUUAUUUUGGUGAAACCUGUCAAAUACAAAUAAUUAAUCAAUUUUAUAAGAGGAACUGAAUGUUCAAUGACAUAGAUGUGAAUACAUUUACCUAACACUGGCACACAAAUGAUUACAUUAUCUUAAUAGUAACACAAUGUAAGCUGAAUAUCAAUGGUCAGGGGUUGCUCAAUUAAUAUUUUUCACGUCAACAGUGAAACACAGAAUAGUUUUACACUUACGUGUUGCAGGUCUGGCUCAGAACAGGAAGCCAAGGGUGUGUUUAUUGCGACCAAGUGAGAGGUACUGGUUAUCUAUUAUAUUAGUAUCUGCAGGCCCGGGUGGAUUCAUCAAGCCAAUUUGCAGUCUAUGCCUUAGCUGACUUGGUACACAACAACACGUGAUUCACAUUACAAUACUGUAUAUACUGUACAUAACCACUAGGAAAUAAAAACAUGAGAAUUUUUUUCGUGUUGCUAUUUCCUAGUGGUUAACCUGUAGUGUGUGUGUGUGUAUGCAUAAAAUAGUCCACCGUUCAGUCAACUUAGAAUAUAAAUACAUGAAAAGGAACAUUUUAUCUGACAGUGGUGACUGAAUUUAUUUUUAGAGUAAUUUGUUUUUGGGUUUGUGUCAGAAUAACCUGACUAUAGUUAGAAAUACUAAUACCUGUAUUGUAAUAGAUUAAGGUUACAGGUAUACAUAAUUCUCUACUUACAGUGUUGAGUUAUAGGACUGCACUGACUGAAUUACUGUAGUUUUAGUGUCGUAUUCAUCGUAGAUUAUUUAGCAUUGGAAUUCAAUAGAAAGGUGAGAUAGUUUCCUCGUAAAUUUACAAGGUAUAUUAUCUAACAAGUACUAUAAUUUUUUUUUUCACGAGGCUAAGGAGCAGUGCGUUAUCGGCCAAUAACUGAAGAGGUAUGACACAAAAUUAGUUGAUAACGUUGAGGUGUGAGCGUUGCCACAUACGGAGGGAGGAGUGAGGUUGGCUUCCCGAUGAUAGUUUGUAGACUUCAGCAAGGACGUGGAGAUCUUAUAACACCCUGGUACCCGCUCCCUACCCUCCACCAUGUUCACCACCCACCAACCUGACCUGAGCGAGUGCCAGCUGUGCCAGUUGCCGGACGCCGUCUUCCACCUCAUGAGAAACACCCCCCUCACUACCUGCAACCUCUCUGGUAACCUCCUCUCCAAGAUCCCUCCCAAGUUCGCACUCAAGUUUUGUCUCAUAACAGAACUGAACUUGUCCCACAAUAAGAUGUCUAAGUUGCCCGAGGAACUGGCAGACUGUGUUGAGCUGCAGCGUCUUGACCUUAGCCAUAACUCCUAUGUCAACCUUCCCAGUGUUAUCUUCCGACUGCCAAAGAUCAAGACCAUUCUUGCCAACAACAAUUAUAUUAUGGACAUUGAAGUGGAGGAAGUGCAGCGAGCCAAAACUUUGGAAGACUUUGAUAUUUGUGAAAACCCCCUCACAGCAAAGAGUCAUGAUGGCUUGAGAGCAGUGACCAACCUGAGGGUUACACUUACACCAAGGGAGAUGGAGGACUGGGAAGAUCUUACUAUCUGAAUCAACUGUACAACAAUGAUAUCCUUACAAUAACCUCAGCUCUUUUUAACCUGAGACCAUCAUCUCUGUUGAUUCUUAGAUUUCAUUGCUUUGGAUUUGAGAAUGUUGCCUGUGAAGUGUUAAACAUUUUGUAAUGAUGAAUAUUACAAGCUGUUGUAUCACCAUAAAAGGGGCUCACAACUUUGUCAUUGUGAUCAAAGACUUGUGUCAAAGGAUCAUAGUUCUGUUACUAGUGAUUAUUAAUUUGUCUUAGAUUCCAUGUCUAUAGACAGAUUAUAAAGUGAAGGAGAUGUACUUACAACCAAAUAGUGAAGAUGAUAAUAUGUAUAGGCAUAACAGAUUGGAAAAACAAUAAUUUUUUUUUAAGUACAGUACAGUACAGUAGUAAUACAGUACGUAUACUUA